This is a messenger RNA of Spodoptera littoralis (African cotton leafworm), 678 nucleotides long. The record is from the annotation of a GenBank genome assembly. Lineage: Eukaryota; Metazoa; Arthropoda; Insecta; Lepidoptera; Noctuidae.
AUGCGUUACAUAUUUCUUGCAACUAUUUUUAGUGUUGUUUUUGCCUAUGAGAAAGAUAUGACUAUAAUUGUACAGCCUGGGAAAAUAGAUUGUUUCUUUCAUAAAGUCGUGACGGAUGAAAUCAUAGACAUCGAGUACCAGGUGAUAGACUCGACACACGGCGACUUAGACAUAUCGUUUCAAAUGUCGGACCCCGGCGGGCGCAUGAUAGUGGCUGACUACAAGAAGCCGGAGAACUCACACCGGCACACUGCCACACAAGAUGGCGACUACAGAUUCUGUUUCGACAACAGUUUCAGCACUUUUAGUAAGAAAACUGUAUUCUUCGACAUGCUGAUAGAGGGAGAGGAUCCAGAAGAAAGGGAUUAUGAUGAUGACAAGGAGAUGGAACUUGGUAACUCAGCAGAAACAUACAUGAUGCGAGUACGAGAUAUAUCCGAGUCAGUGACUCGAGUUAAAGACAAAGUAUCCACAGCGCGGCGAUUGCAAGAACUACACUCGGCGCACGAGGCCAGAGAUCGAAACCUGGCUGAGGACAUGUGUUCUAGGGUCUUAAAAUGGUCGAUAGGCCAUGUUGUGCUAAUGCUACUAGUAGGAAUUACACAGGUAAUAUUUGUAAAAAGUCUGUUCGAAGAUACGAGAAAUUAUAGAAAAUUAGUCCCUGGAUUCUCAUCAUGA